AUGCCACCACUAUCGACGAUUCACACAACACGGAACUCACAACGACAUAUUUUUACUACAAAAGACCACCGAACUACCAAAGGACAGAGCGGCUUUCGCCCAAGAUGUAAACGUGCAAUACGUCUUGCUUCACGCAGAAUGUAUGAUGAUGCACUUACUGAAAUCAAUGCUGCUAUUAAUAAACGUCCCAGUAAAGCUAUUGGCUAUCUCAUACGUGCCGCUAUCCAUCAGGCUCUCAAUCUACCGCUAAAGUCACUUACCGAUCUUGAAAUAGUCUUAUCUUCGCAGCCGGAUAAUCCCACAGCAUAUCGUUUGCGUUCGAUAGUCUUCUGUGGUAUGGGCUUAUAUGACUAUGCCAAUCAAGAUCGAAAACGACUUAUACUCACACAGAACAAUCAAUCAGACUUUUCAAACAUUAUAACUCCGCUUUAUCGCAGAGUUAAAUUCUCAAAAAUAACCGUUCUAGAAAACAUAUUCUCGAAUUCAGUGGCAAAUCGCUUUGUAAUGAGUGAUUUUCAUCCCAAUUUGGAAACACAUGCCGCCAGUUCACGUCUAAUCUAUCAAUGUGCGAGAGCAUUGUUUAAUCUCGGGUCGUUUCACGAAUCAUUGCAAUAUCUCGAUAAAGCAUUAGUUGACAGACCGUGGAGUACCAACUUGCUCGAACUAUCUGCUCGAAUAUAUUACAAACUAGAUAGAGAUCAUGACGCACUUGCUCAAAUCAACAAAUUACUUUGCAGGCGACCGAACAGGAUAUCUGCUCUGCAACUAAGAAGCGAUACUUACUAUGCACUCCAUCGACACAGGGAAUCGCUCGUUGAUUUAAAUCGAAUUCUCGAAAUGGAACCAGAUAACAUUGAAGCUCUUUGUGACCGAGGAAAUGUAUACAGAAAAAGAGACAGAUAUGAUGACGCUCUGGCCGAUUACAACAGAGCUUUGAAAUUGGAGCCAAAAUACUUUAUUGCCUUGCAGAAGAGAGGACAGGUAUACGAAGCAUUACACAGAUACAAUGAAGCCUUGAUUGAUUUUACAGAUGCACUCGCGCUACAACCAAAGAAUACGUGGAUACUUUAUCGACGCAGCGAGAUUUACUGUCGCCAAGGAUAUCAAAGCAAAGCACUCUACGAUCUUAACAAAGUCUUGAAUCUCGAACCGGAUGACUUUUGGGCAAUUCGUGAUCGAGGAGAAGUUUAUUGCAAACUACAUCGAUACGACGACGCCCUGGCUGAUCUUAACAAGGCACUCAGUAUUCGUUCAGAGAGUUCGUCUGCAUUACGUAUACGCGGAGAUCUACGAGGACAGUUAUAUUUCCUGCAGAAACGAUACGAUGAGGCAUUGGCAGAUCUUGAGAGAGCGUUCACAUUGAAUAAGAACAGUGUAUCGACACUCUGUAUCAGGGCCAAAGUCUAUUUAGCUAUGGAACGACCUAAAUUAGCACUUCAGUAUCUUGAUAUGGCAAUGGAUAUUAGGGCGCGUGAUCCAGAAGCACUACGUACAAGGGCGGAGGUUUAUCUGAUGCUUGAUCGUUUCGACGAGGCAUUGGAUGAUUUGAACAAAUUAUUAUGGGUCGAUCAAGACAAUACUGACGCACUUUGUAAGAGAGCAACUAUCUUCAAACUCAAAGGUCGUACUGACCAAGCACUUGAUGAUCUUAAUCGGCUACUACCAAUAGAUUCAUGUUAUAUUCCCGGUCUACUUGCGCGUGGAGAAGUUAAUCUGAUAUUAGGACGAUACGAAGAGGCACUUCGUGAUUUGAAUAAUGCUAUUGUCUUUGACCCUGAUGAUGCCUAUACGUAUGGUAUUCGGGGACAAGUUCAUCAAAUGUUAAGGCAAGAUGCAAAAGCAAUGGCUGACUACGAGAAGAGUUUCAGGCUUGACUCAGAAGUUGAGUUUCCGAUUAUCAAUAAUGAAGAAAUAUAUCACACAUUGAAAAUUAUUGCACGGUAG
Molecule: messenger RNA, 1944 nt
Organism: Paraglomus occultum
Lineage: Eukaryota; Fungi; Glomeromycota; Glomeromycetes; Paraglomerales; Paraglomeraceae
Source: the annotation of a GenBank genome assembly